AUGAAUCGCUACCAGUUCAAAUCUGCCGAGGAGAGAGAUGCAGUUCAGUGCCAACUAUUUGUGGAAAGUCUGGGAGGAGUAGCUCUCGACUUGUUCUCACGACUCGAAGCCAAUUCCAUCGAUAACUACAAGGAGUUAACGACGGCCUUCGUCAAGCACUUCUCCAUGUUCAUCGGACAAAACACCAAGAACUCCGAGCUCUGGCAAAUAGCCCAAGGACCAAGCGAGAGCCUUCGCGAUUUCAUCCAGCGCUUCAAGACGAUCGUAGCUAAUUGUACGAUCAGCGAUGAAGCCGCUCUUUUAUGCCUUCAGAAAGAAGCUCGGAUAAAGACUAGCUUCCAAAGCGCGAUCACGCAUAACCCUCCGCAGACAUUAGAGGAUGCACUACACCGAGCUAAUACUUACAUCGCCGAAGAAGAAGAAGAGGCCGCUUAUGAGCAAAGUUACUCGACCAAACAACCCGAACGUUCAAAAGCAACGACUAACGAGCCACAGUCAGGAUACGGCCGAGGGUAUGAGAAUCGUAAAAAGUUCUACGCUAACGCUAUCGAACAACCGACCAAACAGUGGAACAAUAAGUGGGUCCGCGGUGAAGAAGAUCAGGACGAGUCUUUGUUCUGCGAAUUCCAUAACCGUAGAGGACAUAGCACCGAAGAAUGCAGACACUUGCGAGAAUAUCUACUCGGCCAAUACCGAAAGGGGCCGAUCUCAGUUGAUGAUCUCCGCCGCUUAAACGCGCCAGGAACACUCGAGAACGCCCUCACUAAGGAUCCACCAACCCCACCAGCUUUACCGACGCUACCAACUUUACCGGCGUUACCACCACCGCCACCGAAUCCGCCUGCUUUGCCCGAACAACAGAAACGCAAUCGCGAUGACCGAGCACAAGAGAACCAUGCUCCCGAAGCAAGGAAACGCGUCAACAUGAUCAUGGGAGCCAUCGAGGCUUGCAGCUACUCGGUUCGAGCUAUCAAGGAGUACAGUAGACAGGCCGCCAACGUGCCCAAAGUUCCGCACGAUCCGCCGAAGGGAACGCUUUUGGUAUUUACCGAGGCCGACACAAUCGGGUUGCACAAACCGCAUAACGACGCCCUCGUCGUUGAACUACUUCUCGACGACGUCGAAGUUAGCCGUAUUCUGGUCGAUACAGGCAGUUCGGUCAACAUUAUCUUCAAGGAAGCGCUUGAUCAACUCGAUUUAUCAUCAGAUAGGAUCGAGCCUUUUAUCGAGCCACUUACAGGUUUCGGUGGAGAACGUUGCAUGACGGUUGGCAUGGUAAAUAUCCCAAUCUACCUCGGUGGAGUCGCAAAGAUGACCCAGUUCCUCAUCCUCGACAAACCGGUGAUCUACAACGCUAUUCUCGGUAGGCCUUGGUUACACGCAAUGAAGGCGGUCGCUUCGACGUACCAUCAAUGCCUGAAGUUCCCGACUCCCGACGGUGUCUACACUCCCCGAGGAAACCAAGCCGUCGCUCGAUCAUGCUACAUAAACGAAUGCAAACUUCAUUCGGCCAACCAAGCUUGUGUCAUCAGUUCGUUAGGACCGACGAACGAGCUCGUCGUCCAGCAGACAAAACCUAAGCAGGAGUCGAUCGUUCAAGUUUGCAUCGACGAGCUAAAGCCAGAGCGUCAAGUCGGAAUCGGCGCCGAACUCGACCCACACAUCCGCGAGCCACUCAUUCACUUUCUGAAACAGCAUUCGUCAACCUUCGCUUGGUCGGUAGAAGAUAUGCCUGGGAUCGAUCCACAGAUCGCGUGUCAUGAGCUCAACAUCGAUCCGACGUAUAAGCCAAUCAAGCAGAAACGCCGAAAGCUCGGACCAGAGAAGGCACAGGCCGUCAACGAUGAGGUCGAGUGGUUGCUCAAAGCAGGAUCCAUCACCGAAGUCAAAUAUCCUGAUUGGUUAGCAAACCCCGUAGUCGUCAAGAAGAAGAAUGGUAAAUGGAGGAUCUGCGUCGACUUUACCGAUCUCAAUAAGGCAUGUCCGAAAGAUAGUUUUCCUUUGCCUCAUAUCGACCGCCUCGUGGAAGCAACUGCCGGGAACGAGCUACUCUCGUUUAUGGACGCAUUCUCUGGAUACAAUCAGAUCCUUAUGCAUCCGCAAGAUCGGGAAAAGACAUCGUUCAUCACGGACCGCGGCAUAUACUGCUAUAAGGUCAUGCCUUUUGGCCUGAAGAAUGCUGGAGCAACAUACCAACGACUGGUGAAUCGGAUGUUCGCAAGCCAGCUCGGGCGGACUAUGGAAGUUUACAUUGACGACAUGCUCGUGAAAUCGCUCGUCGCUUCCCAUCACGUCGGUCAACUUCGCACAUGCGUCGAUAUUUUGGAUCAGUAUGGCAUGAAGCUUAAUCCCAUUAAGUGUACGUUCGGCGUAACAUCUGGAGAGUUCCUCGGAUACAUAGUCACACGGCGAGGCAUUGAAGCUAAUCCAAAACAGAUUGCAGCCAUACUCGAGCUCCCGUCUCCGACAACCAAACGCGAAGUUCAGCGACUCACCGGACGUAUUGCAGCACUGAAUCGAUUUAUAUCUAGAUCGACAGACAAGUGCCUACCUUUCUACCAACUUCUUCGCGGUAACAAACAUCUCGAGUGGAAUGAGAAGUGCAAAGAAGCUUUUGCCGAACUAAAGAAAUACUUGUCCAAACCUGAAACCGGCGAGACACUUUACCUCUACAUCGCAAUUUUGGAGUUCGCGGUCAGCAGCGUUCUGGUUCGAGAAGAUCGUGGCGAGCAAAAGCCAAUUUUCUACACAAGUAAAUCCUUUGAUGGGUCAGAAUAUCGUUACCCGACCUUGGAGAAAUUCGCCUUUGCCGUGGUUAUUUCCGCAAGGAAGUUACGCCCGUUCUUCCAGUCUCACUCGAUCGUUGUCCUAACCGAUUACCCUCUUCGCACUUUCCUUCACAGCCCAAGUCAAUCCGGACGACUCGCCAAGUGGGCCAUUGAACGUAGCGAGUACGACAUCGAAUACCGAGGAAGAACUGCAACGAAGUCUCAAGUCCUGGCGGAUUUCUUGGUCGAGCUCCCACCUGAGCUCGUCGAAGCUAAUCCGGUCAUACACCCCUGGAUUCUCCACGCCGAUGGCUCCUCAUCCCAUAAAGGAUCCGGCGUCGGGAUUCGUCUCAAAUCCCCCGAAGGAGAGGUUAUCGAACAAUGA
Eutrema salsugineum is the source of this 3153-nucleotide messenger RNA. RefSeq lists its product as uncharacterized. The record is from RefSeq and is a predicted model, not a curated record. NCBI's taxonomy places the organism in Eukaryota, Viridiplantae, Streptophyta, Magnoliopsida, Brassicales, Brassicaceae. The transcript is spliced from 2 exons. Bases 1 to 3153 code for a protein of 1050 amino acids.